AUGUCACCUUUUGAAGCAUUGUAUGGUCGAAGAUGUAGAACUCCUUUAUGUUGGCAUGAAUCUGGAGAAAGUGUAGUACUUGGGCCUGAAUUUGUUUGUAAGACUACUGAGAAGGUGAAGUUGAUUCGAGAAAAGAUGAAAGCUUCCCAAAGUAGACAGAAGAGUUAUCAUGACAAGCGAAGGAAAGACUUAGAAUUUCAAGCGGGUGACCAUGUAUUUUUGAGAGUUACACAUGUGACUGGUGUUGGGCGAGCAUUGAAGUCUAAGAAGCUCACUUCUCGUUUUAUUGGACCAUAUCAGAUUUCAGAGAGAGUUGGGAACGUUUCUUAUAGAGUGGCUUUACCGCCUAAUCUUUCGAAUUUGCAUGAUGUGUUUCAUGUGUCACGACUCCGGAAGUAUAUUUCAGAUCCAUCUCAUGUGAUUCAUAUGGAUGAUGUGUGA
Molecule: messenger RNA, 441 nt
Organism: Vicia faba (fava bean)
Lineage: Eukaryota; Viridiplantae; Streptophyta; Magnoliopsida; Fabales; Fabaceae
Source: the annotation of a GenBank genome assembly